AUGCCGCAGCACACGCCACGAGGAGAUCCGCUCGAAAACUAUGGGCGAGAGAACCGCGCGGCACCAAAACCUGGUCAACCACAAAUCCACGACUUUGCCAGGACCGUCUACGAUGACGAAGUAACUGCGCUUGAUCAAAAGGUUUUAUCAGUUCCUGGGGUGGCCCUUCAACAUGUAGAUCCAACACGACUUACACCUCCAGAAUCAGGUGGUAGCGGCAGCGGCAACAGCACUGACUCAGGUCAAAAAAUCUUGACACCAGAAGAGAAGGACCAGUGUCCGUUCGGCGAUACUCGCUGGCCUCCGCCUAACGUGUCGAUAUCCAAGCCCUUACAUCUCUUGAGUGAAAAAGGUGAGAAGCCGAUAUAUUAUCACCUGGUAUACGAAAACAGCUCCCCUCAGGCGGAUUUCUGGAAAGGACCUUUGAAGGCUCAAGCUACCGCUGCUUAUGCAGAAAAGGGGCUAGCCUUGUCUAUAUCAAAAGAAGGAAAAAGUAAGAAAGAGAUGAAAGCUGCAAAACAGAAAGCGCUUGAGGAAGAAGCCCCGGAAGCGAAGAUGGAAAUCUUACAGGCUAGGAAUACGAAGAUGCUGAAGGAACUAAGCAGCGGACCAAGGGGAACGAUCUGGCAGCUUGACGAAGGACAUCUACAUAUCUGGAGAUGCAUCGAGGUAGUUCAGAAGGUGACAGGAACGAGGCAUCGAACAUCUGCGACCACUCUUCUCCGCAUCCUCCUCUACAUCAAUCCUAUUCCUGGUUAUCUUGCAUUAAGCUGGAGUCUAGGAGCAACAUCUGAGCUUCCUUUCCUCUACCCACACAUCCCCAAUUCCCUCACAAUGCAAAGAGCUUUCGCAUCGCGGGCGCGGACUUCGGCCCUCAACUCAAGCUCGAAGCUCCGAUCCACCAGCUACAACCUCCAGCAACAGAGGUUUGCGCACAAGGAAUUGAAGUUCGGCGUCGAGGCACGAGCGGGACUACUGAAGGGUGUCGACACACUUGCAAAGGCUGUAUCAACAACACUCGGUCCCAAGGGUCGCAAUGUAUUGAUUGAGUCGAGCUACGGCUCGCCCAAGAUUACUAAGGAUGGUGUAACUGUCGCAAAGGCCAUUUCCCUCCAGGACAAGUUCGAGAACCUCGGAGCCCGCCUGCUCCAGGAUGUCGCCUCCAAGACCAACGAGGCUGCUGGUGACGGUACCACCACUGCCACAGUCCUCGCCCGCGCUAUCUUCUCCGAGACUGUCAAGAACGUCGCUGCCGGAUGCAACCCCAUGGACCUGAGGAGGGGAACCCAGGCUGCUGUUGAGGCCGUCGUCGAAUACUUGAAGGCGAACAAGAGGGACAUCACCACCAGCGAGGAGAUCGCACAGGUCGCCACCAUCUCUGCCAAUGGCGACACGCACAUUGGCAAGCUUUUGUCCAACGCCAUGGAGAAGGUCGGAAAGGAGGGUGUCAUCACCGUCAAGGAGGGAAAGACCACCGAGGAUGAGCUUGAGGUUACCGAGGGUAUGAAGUUUGACCGUGGUUACAUCUCCCCCUACUUCAUCACCGACACCAAGACCGCCAAGGUCGAGUUCGAGAAGCCCCUCAUUCUUCUCUCUGAGAAGAAGAUCUCCGCCGUCCAGGACAUUGUCCCCGCUCUCGAGGCCUCCCAGCAGCUCCGCCGUCCUCUCGUCAUUAUUGCUGAGGACAUUGACGGUGAGGCUCUUGCCGUCUGCAUUCUCAACAAGCUCCGUGGCCAGCUCCAGGUUGCCGCUGUCAAGGCUCCCGGCUUCGGUGACAACCGCAAGUCCAUCCUUGGCGAUCUCGCUGUCCUGACCAACGGUACCGUCUUCAGCGAUGACCUUGACAUCAAGCUUGAGAAGGCCACCCCCGACAUGCUCGGUUCUACCGGAUCCAUCACCAUCACCAAGGAAGACACCGUCAUCCUUAACGGUGAGGGAAGCAAGGACCAGGUCUCCCAGCGCUGCGAGCAGAUCCGUGGCGUUAUCAACGACGCUACCACCUCCGAGUACGAGAAGGAGAAGCUCCAGGAACGUCUGGCCAAGCUCUCUGGUGGUGUUGCCGUCAUCAAGGUCGGUGGCUCCUCCGAGGUUGAGGUCGGCGAGAAGAAGGACCGCAUUGUUGAUGCCCUGAACGCUACCCGUGCCGCCGUUGAGGAGGGUAUCCUGCCCGGUGGUGGUACUGGUCUCCUCAAGGCCUCUGCCAACGCUCUCGGCAACGUCAAGGCUGCCAACUUCGACCAGCAGCUCGGUAUCACCAUUGUCAAGAACGCCAUCACCCACCCCGCCCGCAAGAUCGUCGAGAACGCCGGUGCUGAGGGCUCCGUCAUUGUUGGCAAGCUCAUUGACGAGUACAAGGGCGACUUCAACAAGGGAUUCAACAGCGCCAAGGGCGAGUACGUUGACAUGAUCGCUGCUGGUAUCCUUGACCCCUUCAAGGUUGUCCGCACUGCUCUCGUUGACGCCAGCGGUGUUGCCUCGCUUCUUGGUACUACUGAGGUCGCCAUUGUUGAGGCACCCGAGGAGAAGUCUGGUCCUCCAGGCGGCAUGCCUGGCGGUAUGGGAGUUUUCUCUAUUGACGCUCAAUCCGGUGUCUCCGUCUCCCCUGAGUGCAUCAGCACCUUCAACGAGCUUAAGCUUGGCAAGGACAUCAAGUGGAUCAUCUACAAGAUCAGCGACGACUGGAAGGAGAUUGUCGUCGAGGAGACUUCCAAGGAGGCCAACUUUGACGUCUUCCGUGAGAAGCUGCUCAACGCAAAGAGCAAGGACCGCCGCGGCAAGGAGGGCAUUGGUGGUCGCUACGCCGUUUUCGAUGUCCAGUACGAGCUUGACAAUGGCGAGGGCUCCAGGAGCAAGAUCACUUUCAUCAGCUGGACACCAGAUGAUGCGCCACAAUACCCCCGCAUGAUGUACUCGUCCUCCAAGGAAGCCAUCAAGCGCGCUCUGAACGGUCUCGCCGCCGAUAUCCAAGCCAACGACGCCGACGACAUCGAGUUCGAGAACAUCAAGAGCCGCGUCGCCAAGGGCCGUUAA
Alternaria burnsii is the source of this 3030-nucleotide messenger RNA. RefSeq lists its product as uncharacterized. The transcript has 8 exons. Gene Ontology annotation, molecular function: protein-folding chaperone binding; actin binding; ATP-dependent protein folding chaperone. Gene Ontology annotation, cellular component: mitochondrial matrix; actin cytoskeleton; mitochondrial inner membrane. Lineage: Eukaryota; Fungi; Ascomycota; Dothideomycetes; Pleosporales; Pleosporaceae. The record is from RefSeq and is a predicted model, not a curated record. The coding region runs from base 1 to 3030 and encodes 1009 amino acids. Gene Ontology annotation, biological process: apoptotic mitochondrial changes; protein import into mitochondrial intermembrane space; protein refolding.